CCAGUAACCUGUUGAAUAUAACACAUGUAUAAACAUUCUUUUUGCAUCCUGUCAUCACUACAGGGCAGUCAAGAAACCCUGGUACCAAAGGUUUUUGUUCAGGAUGCAGACCUUGGUAACUCUGUGUGCUCUUCUCUCACUCCUCUUUUCUAUCCAUGCGGAUGUCGUGGAACGCUUUGAGGAUGUGCCAGAAUGUGUGAAGUACUUCUAUAAAGGAAAGGUGCCAGAGUGGGGGGCUUUGACACCUGGUGCCGCCCGCCUCUGUCAACGUUUUGUCAACAGGUACCACUUUGCUACACUUUAUGACACCAACCAUCGAAUUGCUGUCUACUCUGCCUAUCAUUUCCAGCCCAGCUAUGGAGGUGGCAGGGAGAGACGCUGGUUCGUAGAGCCCCAGCUGGUAAACAUGGCCUGGCAAGCAGAGAUGAAGGAUGGAUACUGGCUGGGGAAAGACCACCCUGGGGUCUACCUGGGAGAGAAGCAGGCUCUGAAUGAGGACUACACACACUCUGGAUUUGACCGUGGCCACCUCAACCCUAACGGACACCAUGCAGUUCCUAGCCGUAAUGCCACUUUCACUCUGACCAAUGUGGUCCCUCAGAACCCCAAGAUGAACCAAAACGCCUGGAGGAUCCACGAAUCUGAGCUCAAUGACCUUUUCCGUGAGAAGUGUUCUAAGGCCUAUGUUCUGGUCGGUGCCAUUCCCUCUGCAGACAACUGGAUUGUCAAGAACAAUGUCAAGCGUGUCAACAUCCCUGACUACCUGUGGAACGCCUACUGCUGUGUGGACAACAAUGGAAGGCCGAUUCAGAGUGGUGCUGCCACAGCAAGAAACACAGAGGAGAACUGGGUGGAAAAGCUCACUCUGGAUGAACUGGAGGAAUUUAUGCAGCAGUUCUCUGAUCAACCAGUAGGGGAGCUGUUUCACAACAGCUGCAGAGCAUAAAGAUGAGCAGAGGGAGGAUGACAAAGUAUUUAAUUACAUUAAAUAAUAAUAAUUAAUUAGAUUUCUGUAUUCAUGUACAGAUAUGUUCAGUGGUAGUACUGAGUGAACAAUGUGUGUUAUCUGCUUUGAGAAAAAUACACCCUUGUUAUACUUCAGUCGACCAACAAUGAUGAAUAAAAAUGAACUGC
Molecule: messenger RNA, 1134 nt
Organism: Sphaeramia orbicularis (orbiculate cardinalfish)
Lineage: Eukaryota; Metazoa; Chordata; Actinopteri; Kurtiformes; Apogonidae
Product: endonuclease domain-containing 1 protein
Exons: 5
Coding region: 104-946 (280 amino acids)
Molecular function (GO): hydrolase activity; metal ion binding; nucleic acid binding
Source: RefSeq, a predicted model, not a curated record